GGCCGCGGCCCGACGGGAUCUUUCGAGAAUUGCCGGCCCCGCGCUCCCCCCUCAGCGCCGCCGCCAUGUCCGUGGUGGGCAUCGACCUGGGCUUCCAGAGCUGCUACGUGGCCGUGGCCCGCGCCGGCGGCAUCGAGACCGUCGCCAACGAGUACAGCGACCGCAGCACGCCCUCCUGUAUAUCCUUUGGCCCCAAGAAUCGCUCGAUUGGUGCUGCAGCUAAAAGCCAGGUUAUUUCAAAUGCAAAGAAUACAGUACAAAGUUUUAAAAGAUUUCAUGGUCGUGCAUUCUCAGAUCCCUUUGUUCAAGCUGAAAAAGCAAGCCUUGCCUAUGAACUUGUCCAGCUGCCAACAGGCUCAACUGGCAUCAAGGCCAUGUAUAUGGAAGAAGAAAGAAACUUUACUAUUGAGCAGGUGACAGGAAUGCUUCUUACCAAAUUAAAGGAGACUGCUGAGAAUGCGCUUAAGAAGCCUGUGGUUGACUGUGUUGUUUCUGUUCCUUCUUUCUACACAGAUGCAGAAAGGAGGUCUGUGAUGGAUGCUACACAGAUUGCUGGUCUCAACUGUCUGAGACUAAUAAAUGAAACAACUGCAGUUGCCCUUGCAUAUGGGAUCUAUAAGCAAGACCUGCCUGCCUUGGAAGAGAAGCCACGGAACGUUGUUUUUGUGGACAUGGGGCAUUCUGCAUAUCAAGUUUCUGUUUGUGCAUUCAACAAAGGCAAACUGAAAGUUCUUGCUACAGCGUUUGAUACAACACUUGGAGGCAGGAAGUUUGAUCAGGUGUUAGUUGAAUACUUUUGCGAAGAAUUCGGAAAGAAAUAUAAACUAGACAUAAAGUCCAAGAUCCGGGCGCUGCUGAGGCUGUACCAGGAGUGUGAGAAGCUGAAAAAACUGAUGAGUGCCAACGCCUCUGAUCUGCCCAUGAACAUUGAGUGCUUCAUGAACGACAUAGAUGUCUCUGGAAUGAUGAACAGAGGCAAAUUUUUAGAGAUGUGUGACGGACUCCUUGCAAGAGUUGAGCCGCCCCUUCGCAGUGUCCUGGAGCAGGCCAAGUUAAAGAAGGAGGAUAUUUAUGCUGUAGAGAUAGUUGGUGGUACCACAAGAAUCCCUGCUGUAAAAGAGAAGAUCAGUAAAUUUUUUGGCAAAGAAGUCAGUACGACUUUGAAUGCAGAUGAGGCUGUGGCACGAGGUUGUGCACUGCAGUGUGCUAUUCUAUCCCCGGCUUUCAAAGUGAGAGAGUUUUCCAUCACAGAUUUGAUACCGUAUCCUAUUUCUUUGCGAUGGAAUUCCCCAGCAGAGGAAGGGUUAAGUGACUGUGAGGUCUUUCCCAAGAACCAUCCUGCUCCGUUUUCCAAGGUCCUCACGUUCUACAGAAAGGAGCCCUUUACUCUGGAGGCGUACUACAGUUCCCCCAAGGACCUGCCUUACCCAGAUAGUGCUAUAGCUCACUUCUUGGUUCAGAAGGUCACUCCUCAAACAGAUGGAUCAAGUUCCAAAGUGAAAGUCAAAGUCAGAGUAAAUAUCCAUGGCAUCUUCAGUGUUUCGAGCGCAUCUUUAGUGGAGGUUCAUAAAUCUGAUGAGAAUGAAGAGCCUAUGGAGACAGAUCAGCACGCAAAGGAGGAAGAGAAGAUGCAAGUAGAUGAGGAGCAACAAAAAGCUGAAGAACAACAGCAGACCCAACCUGAAAAUAAGGCAGAGUCUGAAGAAAUGGAGACUUGUCAGGCUGACUCAAAAGACAAGAAGGUGGAUCAACCACCUCAAGCCAAGAAGGCCAAAGUGAAGACGACCACAGUGGACCUUCCCAUUGAGAACCAGUUGGUGUGGCAGAUAGGGAAGGAUAUGCUCAACUUAUUCAUUGAGAAUGAGGGUAAGAUGAUAAUGCAGGACAAGCUGGAGAAGGAGAGGAAUGAUGCCAAGAAUGCAGUGGAAGAGUAUGUGUAUGAAAUGAGAGACAAACUCUGCAGUGUUUAUGAGAAAUUUAUUGGUGAAGAUGAUCGGAAUAGCUUCACACUGAAGCUGGAAGAUACAGAAAAUUGGCUUUAUGAAGAUGGUGAAGACCAGCCCAAACAAAUAUACAUUGAUAAAUUGACAGAACUGAAGACUCUGGGUCAGCCUAUUCAGGCAAGAUUCCAAGAAUCGGAGGAAAGACCAAAAGCAUUUGAGGAGCUGGGGAAGCAAAUCCAACAGUACAUGAAAGCUGUUCACGCAUACAAAGCAAAGGAUGAACAGUACGAGCACCUCGAUGAAGCCGACAUGGCAAAGGUGGAGAAGAAUGCAAAUGAAGCCAUGGAGUGGAUGAACAAUAACCUCAAUCUGCAGAACAAGAGAAGUCUUACUUUGGACCCAGUCAUAAAAGCGAAAGACAUCCAGGCUAAAACUAAAGAAUUGGCAAAUAUUUGUAAUCCCAUAGUCAGCAAACCCAAACCCAAGGUGGAACUGCCGAAGGAGGAGCAGAAGCCGACAGAACCCAACGGACCAGUGGACGGGCAGGGAGAUGCCAGGAGCGGGGCCCAGGCCCCCGAGCAGGGCACUGCCCCCACAGCCACCGAGAAGAAGCUUCCAGAAAUGGACAUUGACUGAAUUUCAGCACUUGUUUAUAUUAUUGCAAACUACAAUAAAGCUUUAAGUUGUCAA
Messenger RNA from Pseudopipra pipra, 2633 nucleotides. RefSeq names its product heat shock protein family A (Hsp70) member 4 (gene HSPA4). Gene Ontology annotation, cellular component: nucleus; cytosol. The record is from RefSeq and is a predicted model, not a curated record. NCBI's taxonomy places the organism in Eukaryota, Metazoa, Chordata, Aves, Passeriformes, Pipridae. The coding region runs from base 66 to 2579 and encodes 837 amino acids. Gene Ontology annotation, biological process: protein folding. The transcript is spliced from 19 exons. Gene Ontology annotation, molecular function: ATP-dependent protein folding chaperone; ATP binding.